This is a messenger RNA of Dromiciops gliroides (monito del monte), 9907 nucleotides long. RefSeq names its product SLIT and NTRK like family member 5 (gene SLITRK5). Gene Ontology annotation, cellular component: membrane. The record is from RefSeq and is a predicted model, not a curated record. Lineage: Eukaryota; Metazoa; Chordata; Mammalia; Microbiotheria; Microbiotheriidae. Gene Ontology annotation, molecular function: protein binding. Bases 209 to 3169 code for a protein of 986 amino acids. Gene Ontology annotation, biological process: axonogenesis; regulation of presynapse assembly; positive regulation of synapse assembly. The transcript has 3 exons.
AGGCUCCUUGUGUGUGGUGGUGUUUGUGUGCAUUUCUUAUCCAACCUUUCCAACUGCAUUGCUUGCCUCCUCUGGUCUUUGCCUUGGCUGCAUACACGCAGCACACACCCCAAAUAGACAUUUUUUAAGGGUGGCUACGAUGAUUGGGCCCUGGAGAUGUAAGAAUGAUUUGGCUUUUAAUCUGCUCAGGUGUCUUCUCCCUUGAAGGAUGAAGAUCACUGACAGCUAUCGGUGCUUUAUAAUAAGCAACUCCAAUGCGCGGAAUGUUGGAGGUAAAAUGUACCCUUGCUGCUCCACAUUAACUUUGGAACAGGACCUCAACAGAAAAAUGCAUAUCUGGAUGCUGCAGACUAUAGCGUUUGCUGUAACAUCUCUCGUCUUUUCGUGUGCAGAAACCAUCGAUUAUUAUGGGGAAAUUUGUGACAAUGCAUGUCCUUGUGAGGAGAAGGACGGAAUCUUAACAGUGAGCUGUGAAAACAGGGGGAUCAUCAGCCUUGCAGAAAUCAGCCCUCCACGCUUUCCAGUCUAUCACCUCUUGUUGUCUGGCAACCUUUUGAACCGUCUCUACCCCAAUGAGUUUGUCAAUUACACUGGGGCUUCAAUUUUACAUCUAGGGAGCAAUGUCAUCCAGGACAUUGAGACAGGGGCAUUUCAUGGGCUUCGAGGUCUAAGGCGAUUGCAUCUGAAUAAUAAUAAACUAGAACUACUAAGGGAUGACACUUUCCUUGGAUUGGAGAGUCUGGAGUAUUUACAAGUCGAUUACAAUUACAUCAGCGCCAUUGAACCUAAUGCUUUUGGCAAACUGCACUUGCUGCAGGUGCUGAUACUCAAUGAUAACCUCUUGUCGAGUUUACCCAACAACCUUUUCCGUUUUGUGCCCUUAACGCAUCUGGACCUUAGGGGCAACAGGCUGAAACUUCUGCCCUACAUAGGGCUGUUGCAGCACAUGGAUAAAGUUGUGGAAUUACAGCUAGAAGAAAACCCCUGGAAUUGCUCUUGUGAGUUGAUCUCACUCAAGGAUUGGUUGGACAGCAUUUCCUAUUCUGCCUUGGUAGGAGAUGUGGUUUGUGAGACGCCUUUCCGGUUACAUGGGCGGGACUUGGAUGAAGUGUCCAAGCAAGAGCUUUGCCCAAGGAAACUCAUCUCAGACUACGAAAUGAGGCCCCAGACACCCUUGAGCACUACGGGGUAUUUACAUACGACCCCUGCCUCAGUCAAUUCGGUGGCCACUUCUUCCUCUGCUGUUUACAAGCCUCCUCUGAAGCCCCCUAAAGGGACCCGCCAACCCAACAAACCCAGGGUGCGCCCCACCUCGCGCCAGCCCUCCAAGGACUUGACCUACAGCAACUAUGGCCCCAGCAUCGCCUACCAGACUAAAUCUCCGGUGCCUUUGGAGUGUCCUACUGCGUGCACUUGCAAUCUGCAGAUAUCUGACUUGGGCCUCAAUGUCAACUGCCAGGAGAGGAAGAUAGAAAGCAUCUCGGAGCUUCAGCCCAAGCCCUACAACCCCAAGAAAAUGUACUUGACAGAAAACUACAUCACAGUCGUGCGUAGGUCGGAUUUCCUGGAGGCGACCGGACUAGACCUGCUGCACCUUGGCAACAAUCGCAUCUCUGUGAUCCAGGACCGUGCUUUUGGGGAUCUAACCAAUCUGCGACGACUCUAUCUUAAUGGCAACCAGAUUGAACGCCUGAGCCCAGAGUUGUUCUAUGGCCUACAGAGCUUGCAGUACCUCUUCCUCCAGUACAAUAUUAUCCGGGAGAUCCAGGCUGGGACCUUUGACACAGUCCCUAACCUACAGCUUUUGUUUUUAAACAACAACCUCUUGCAGGCCCUGCCCGGGGGCAUUUUUUCAGGCCUCACGCUGCUCAGGCUAAAUCUAAGGAGCAAUUACUUUUCUUCCCUGCCUGUGAGUGGAGUGUUGGAUCAGCUGAAAUCUCUUAUUCAGAUCGACUUGAAUGACAACCCUUGGGAUUGUACUUGUGACGUGGUAGGCAUGAAGUUGUGGGUGGAGCAACUUAAAGUGGGGGUACUUGUGGAUGAAGUAAUUUGCAAGGCCCCUAAGAAGUUCGAGGAGACUGAUAUGAGGUCUAUUAAGUCGGAGCUUUUGUGCCCAGACUAUUCUGAUGUGGUGGUUUCUACACCUACUCCCUCCUCCAUACAGAUCCCACCACGAACCACCUCCUUGCCCUCCACAGUCAGAUUCAACAGCACAGGCGCCACUGCAGGGGGUGGCUCUGGCAACAGCGCCUCUUCAGUCCCCUUGUCUGUGCUGAUCCUUAGUUUGCUGCUUGUCUUCAUCAUGUCAGUUUUUGUGGCGGCUGGGCUCUUUGUUCUGGUGAUGAAAAGGAGAAAGAAGAACCAAAGCGACCACACUAGCACCAACAACUCCGACGUGAGCUCCUUCAACAUGCAGUACAGUGUGUACAGUAGCAGCGGGGGCAGCAGCCACCACCAUUCGCAUACUCACCACAGGGGCCCAACACUCCCUAAAGUGAAAACCCCUGCGGGCCACGUGUAUGAAUAUAUCCCUCACCCACUGGGCCACAUGUGCAAAAACCCUAUCUACCGUUCCCGGGAGGGCAAUUCGGUGGAGGAUUACAAAGAUCUGCACGAGCUCAAGGUCACCUAUAGCAGUAAUCACCAUCUGCAGCCUCAGCAGCAACAGCAGCAGCCACAGCAGCAACAGCAGCAGCAGCAGCAACAGCAGCAGCAGCAACAGCAGCAGCUGCAGCUACAGCAGGGAGAAGAGGAGAGGCGGGAAAGCCACCACCUGCGGAGCCCCGCCUACAGUGUCAGCACCAUUGAGCCGAGGGAGGAGCUGCUGUCACCAAUGCAAGACGCUGAUCGCUUUUACAGAGGCAUUUUAGAACCCGAUAAACACUGCUCGGCCACCACGGCUGGCAGUAGCCUCCCGGAAUAUCCUAAAUUCCCUUGCAGCCCUGCUGCCUAUACCUUCUCCCCCAACUAUGACCUUAGGCGCCCUCAUCAGUACUUGCACCCGGGUGCAGGGGACAGCAGGCUCCGGGAAACGGUGCUCUAUAGUCCCCCCAGUACUGUUUAUGUAGAACCCAACAGGAAUGAGUAUCUGGAAUUAAAAGCAAAACUAAACGUUGAGCCGGACUACCUCGAAGUGCUGGAAAAACAGACCACAUUUAGCCAGUUCUAAAGGCAAACAAACUCCCCAUAGAGCAUUUGUAUUUAAAACAAACACACGAACAAGCAAACACAUGAUGAACCGGUUUGAUUAAUUGUGUUAUUUCAACGUUUAGGGUGAAGUGCCUUGGCACAGGAUUUUCAGCUUCGGCGAAUGAUACUGAAAGGGUGUGCAAUUUCAUUUUAUUUUUACAAGUAGGAAACGUUUGUGUGAGCUGGGCACAACUCUUGCUCUUCUUGUGUCAGUGGGGGGAAGAGGAGCUGUAUGGAGGGUCAUUUUUUGCAGGUGACUUUUAAAGGUCAAUGAAGUUUUUUGGUGGUGGGGAAUACUUCUGUUUUUCAAAGAUUGAAGGGCACAGAUUCCCCCUUUCCUCCUCUGAUCCCUCACUCCCUCCCCCUUCAAGCCAUGGGUGGGUAUAAAUGGCUUUUAUGAAGAGAGAUUAGCACACCCCGACUUUAAUACAAGGUUUCUUUUUCUUUUCUUUUCUUUUUUUUAAAGGAUGUGUUUGUAUGCUUUCUGGACAUUUGAAUUAAAAAAAUAUUAUGAUCUUGAAAAGGAUCAGUAUAGAUGUGGAAAAAUCAUUAAAGAGUGCAGAGCUAUAUGAUCCAUAACUGGUUAGUCAAAAUAACUUAUUGAUGAAAUAUAAAAAUAUUUUAUUGUAGCACCUAUUUUUAUAUGCACAUUCCCAUUUUCUCUUCCCUUCACUAUUUUAGUCUAUAAUUUGUUUGGAGCUUUAUUUCCAAAGCUGAAGUGGUAUCAGGAGGGCAUUCUAAUCCUAAAAUUUCAAGUAGAGAUGACUAAAUCUUAUAAGACAAUCCAAUCCAAACAAUUUGGUUUGCAUUAAAAAAAAAAAGUAACGGUUACUUUUUCCAACAAGUUAAAGCAUUUCCUCUUAGGGAAUUUUGGACUAACUAGUGAGCUAUAUAUGGAAAUUGUAGGUUUCAAGAGAGAGAGAGAGAGAGAGAGAGAGAGAGAGAGUGCCUCUCUUUUCAUUUAACCAAACAUAAUAAUUUGACUACUAUUGUAGUCAAUUUCUGAUUGUUUAGGCAAAUAUAAUUGCACUUGUACAGAUUCAUUUACAUAUUGGCCCCUUGGAAGACCAAAUGAUGGACUGUGCAAAUUUAUAUAAUAUCUUUACCCCUUUGGGCAGCAGGCAAUGAUAAUUGAUCACCAUGAAGAUAGGAUCACUGUAAGAUGGGGCUACUGGUGUCCCAUAUGUAUUUUAGCACAUGAGAUUUUUAAUAAUUUAUGAAUACAUACUUUGAAACUAUUUCAAAUGUGAGGAUAUGAAGUAAUAAUUACCUGAAGUUCAAAAUAUCUGACCCAUAGACUAAUGAUUUUCCAAUUUUAAUCAAGAUGGAAGGGGUAGGAGCUAAUCCACUAGGCCUAAUUUAAACAAUUUGUUGCAUUCUUAUGGAAAGUUAAUACACUAUAAUGAACAGUUUUGUGCUUGAGGGAAUUAGAAAUUUCUAAAUGUGUCACUAAUAUGCUUAUUAGUGAAAUUUCAAGUUGAUAUUUUGUUUCAAUUCUGAAGUGUUUAUUUAAUACAUGAAACAGGGUAAGUAAUGUUUCUUUACACAAGUUUUAUUGAAAUAUUAUGUAGGCUAUCAUGAUUGCUUUUUUCUUAUUCAGUCAUCAGUUUGCCAUUGUGUCCAUAUCUCAAAUUAUGUAAAUUUCUAUUCAAAGGUUAUAAUGAAUUUUGCGACUGAUUUUGAACUUUCCUCUCAAAUGUUCAAAAUACAGGUGACUAUAUAUAUGCUAUCUAUUCACCUUGGGACAAGGUUUGGCCAUCACAUUGGUCUUUGUCUUACAGGGCUUAACCUGCUUGUUUGAAGUAAUUUGGAUUGUAAAGGUCUUUAGAGUUCAUUCAGUCUUUGGUGGCUCUCUCAAUAACCAAUAACCUUAAAUGGAAUGUGUCAGAAGAUCAAGGGUAGUCCAUGAACCUGAAUGUACAAGAAGCCCUUUACAUGGCAUCCUGCCACAAAGAGGCAGCAUCCACCAGUGAGUAAAUUGACAGCAGCUGAUUGAAUUUAGAAUAAAUGGAUGGUCACAUCCUCCCUGAGGAAAAAUUAAAAAAAACAAAACAAAUGAACAACAUCCCAGUCCCCAACUGAAAAACAAAAAACUCAUACUACCUCUUCCAGUAUCAGUAUACCCCUAUAUUUCUUUUAUUUUGAAAGAAUUCUUCUUUGUAUACACUUUUUGGCAAGGGGGAGGGGUAGGAUUCGUGCAAAGAUCAUGACAAAAAUAUUCCUCCUCCUCAUCUGUCUACUCAGUAUUUGAUUCAUUAUUAGGAAAGAACAAUGAAAAAAUAUUAUUUGGUAUCAUAAUGGAAAUGUGUAUAGUCUUUCUUUUCCUUUGAAAUAAAAGGUACAAAUAAAAAUUCCUUACUCUUUCAUUAUCCUGAAAUACUGUAAAGUUCUGUGGAAAAUUGGACGGAACUGGAAAAGAAGAUUCUCAACAAAACUAAGCUUUGUUUAAAAGCAUACAUUUGUCUAUUUAUAUGUGUGUAUAUAUGUAUUUACAUAUACAUAUAUCUAUAUAUACACACACACCUACACAGAAAUAAGAAUGAGAAAAAAAACAUGAUAGUGGUGGACAAAAUAAUAAAAGAUCUUCCAAAAAAUGUUAUAUAAAUUUAAUCCCCCAAUAUUUCUAGAAUGUUGUGAUAUUAAUUAGAGUUCUAUUUUGGUCAAAUCUGACUAUUUAGCAUUUCUCUCUUGAUUUUCUAUUUAAAGUAAUCAUUUCUGCCCCUGCCAAUAUCUAAUAUUUCAUUUUCUAAGUUUUCCAACAUGUUUUAUGAAAUUAUUAAGUAUGUUCAUGAUGAAAGACCACCUGUCUCUAUAUCUUCUCUCUGUCUCUGUGUGUGUCUCUGUGUCACUCUAUCUCUCUGUGUGUCUCUUUCUGUCUUUCUCACUAUCUAUUCAGUGCCAAGAAGGAAAAAUAAGAGCAGUUCAGAAAUAUAUGGUUCAAGAAAAUAGCAGCAGUAAAGAACUAGGAAGUGGCUACCAAUAGAAUAUGGAAUAUGUGAAAGAAAUAACUUUUGAUUGAUUUAUUUUCAUUAUUAAAAUGUAAUAAGUUAACUGCAGAACAUAUGCAAAAUCAUAUAUACUAACUUUGGGCCAGUCACUCAAAAAGCAUUUAUUAAGAGUAAUUCCUGGGAAGAUUUGAUUUUUGAUACUCCAUAUUAAUAUUUAUUGAUGCUAAUAUUUCAAGAAUGAAUCAAGAAGCCUUGUGAUUUCUAUCCCCAAAGUUUUAAAAUAUAAUAGUAUGUUGUUGUCUUGUGCAUCAAUUAAGAUGUGGAUGCAAGAGAAAAUUUUAUUUUCUACUGCUUUAAUUUCCUGUUUCCCUCUGAAACAGACUCAGAUGUAUGAUUCAAUAAAGAGCCCAUUCUCUAUUUUAUCUUAGCAUUAUUACAAUACAAAUACGUAAAUUAACCAAGAGAAAGGAAUAAUGUUCAGCUUCAACUUUAAGUGGGUUACAUGCUAAUUUACAGAAGCCCUUUGGAGCUAAUAAACUAUUGACUAAGGUUAUGAAUUAAACAGGAUUCAUUUUAAAAUAGUACCCAUUUGUCCAUGUCUAAAAAUACAUUUACAUUUAUUCUCUUCAGGUUUAAGCUCUGAUAUUAGAAUCAGGUAUUUUCAUUCAGGCCAGAUACAUACUACAUGAAAAACAUGAGACAAUUAAGCAGAAAACUCAGUUUCUUUAUCUUUUUCUAACAUUUGGCUCUCCCCCACCUCUACCCCUCCAAAAAAAGAAAAACAAAAUCAAAAAUAUUAAUUAUAUGAUGAUGUAUAGACCAAAAAAUGAGUCAGAAUAGCUUUAAUUACACAUUUAACUGCACCAAACUUUAAUUCUCCCCACCCCCUACUAUGCAGGCCACAGUACCACAUUUUUUGCAUUAAAUAAUGCUAAGAUUUCCUUUCUUGGGGGUGAAUGGAAGAUGAAGGACAAGAUGACUGCUGUUUCUUUGAAAUGUCAAAAAGCUGGUUACUUCUUUGUAGAACUCAAUGGAUGGUCCUAAAGAGCUGCGCAACUGCAAAAUAAUAUGAACAAUAGAGAAAAUUAGUUCUCAAUUUACAAGCUUCAUUUAAUAUUUUUCAUUUUUUCAGAAGACCCUGAAUUAACAUAUUUGACCAACUUGCAAAAAUGCCAUGUGUAAAUAUUUUAAAGUAAUGAAGUUUUUUUUUAAAUGUAAAAUUAAAUAUUAACCCCAAACAGGCACAAAACACCAGAAACCACACGUUUCUAAUUAAUUUGUUUUCAAAGUAAAAAAGUAUGAUGUAGUAAAUAUAUCAUUAGGAAAUUACUUUAUUAUUUUCUUCUAAUUACUAUAUACAUAUGAUCGAAAAAAGUAUUGUAUAUUAUAAGACAUCCAUCAAUGUCCUCCCAAAUCAGGCACCUAGGUCAUUAAAAUUGCUCAUGUAUGUUGACUUCUUUUGCUAUUUUUAUAGAGAUAUAACUCUGCAAAUUAAUGAAUUUUUCAUUGUUUCUUGAAUUGUAAUAGAUAUUUAUGGCUUUACUUCCAUAUAUGUAUACAUGUACAUAUAUGUGUUAGAAAAAAUUCAAUACACCUCCAAUUCCAAAGUUAUUUUUUCCUCUUUGCAAAUGCUAAUAACUACUUGAUGUUAUUCAUUCAUAGACCAACUUUCAGUAAUGUGAGAUGAGGGGAAGGAAAGAGAAGAGGUUUAUAGAGUAUAUUGUCCAUUUGAAUAUGAAACAAUAUAACCCUAUGUUCCCACUCUUGUUUUUGUCAUUCUAUUUAGCUCAUAAAAGACAGGCAAAGUAUUUUGCAUUGGGAAUGUUAGCAUUCUGAAGUGGAUUAUUUUUGUAUUAAUUUUUGAGAAUGGAGAAAGAUUUUUCAUCUAUUGCCUGUUUCAUCUGAAUGUCAGAGCAUUAAAUACCAGUUAAUACAAAGAUUGAAUUAAAUCAUUUGUAGUUAAAACAAACUUUCAAGAUUACAUAGCAUUAUUAAUUUGUAGUUACAGAAGGUAUAACUGAUAUUUCAUGAUCUCAAUCAAUGUGAAAUAGGAAAAUCAAUAUUGGAUUUAUUAUACAUCUUCCUCCUAGAUAGUAUUUAAACCUAUUCUUGUGAAUAAUUCCCUGAGUUAUAUGGAAUGGGAAUAUACUUCUACUCUUUUAAAGACCUUUCUAGGAAUCUUUAUCAAUGAACAUGGAAAAGUUUAUUUCUUUAUCUCCCAAAAAAGUAUAAGUUUUUAAAAGUAAUAAUUAAAAGCUUGUUUUAAGAGAUGAAGUCCUAAAAUGACACAUUUAAAGGCCUUUUAAUUUCACAUAUUUAUCUGAAAAUUCAUGGAUUAUUGUUCUAAGAAAAUACUUAUUUGUAAGUAUUGUUUUUAAAGCAAAAUAUUUGCAUACAAAAUACCAUAAUUUGUAUCAGUUUUAAUUGAAGUGUAAUACUUGCAUAAGCAUUUAAGUGAGAUGUGCAUAUUUAUUUUUUAAAAAACAGCAUGCAAAAUCAUGCUUCUUAGACUAUGUUCAAUGUAUUAUGCACAUGUCAGACUUUAAGUAAAUCAUUAAAAAAAUGUGUUAGUAAACACAUCUCUGUACUAUAACUUGACUAGCUCCUUAAAUAAGGUUGAUUAUGUUUCUAUAAUAAAUUUCACUUGAAUGAUCAAAAUGUCAGUACUUGUACACCUGAGAGACUGCACUUUUUCAUAAUAUGGAAGGUCAUAAGAAUUAUCUUUUUGAUCAAUGAAAAUAUUUUUUAUAAAUGUAUAUGCUAGUCAGAAAUUUUACACCCAUAUGCUUAAUUCUUAUUUAGACCAUUGGAAACAUUGUAGAUUAUAAAAGACCCUAAAUAUAAAACACUUGACACUUCAAAUUGUGAAGAAAUCACAUGUAUAUAGAGAUAUAUCAUCUAUAUCUUCAUAUCUGGAUACAAAUUCCAUGAAGAAUCCUAUUUUGAAUCAUUGAAAUUAAUUAAAAUCUUGAUUUAAUUUGGUUUUUAUUUUGUAGGUAUUUAUUAAACUCUUUUUAUGCACACAUAUUGGGAAGAUUUCCUUAUGACUAAUAUUAACACCAGCAUUUAGCUCUCAGGCACUGACUAUUUUAAUGUUUUUAUAAGAACAAUUACAAUUUCAAUGCCUAAAUUUUAGAGUUUCCUGACCAAAUUAUCUUUAUGUCCAUUUUUUCCUAUUUUCCUUUCAAUUUUUCUUCUCAAUCCCGUUUGCCUUAUAAAGUGCUGUUUGUGUUAUUGCAAAUUUAGUCAUUAUGACAAUCAUUCAACUAAUGCAUUUAUAAAGUUCAAGUCCACCUGUUUUACUCAAUUUUCAAUUUUUCCAAAUAUCUUCUCAGUAUUAAAAGUUCAGAACUGUCAAGCUCACCUGUGUUAUUACCAACUGCUCAUUUGGUGCUAAAAAUCACACAUUCCACUGAGAAAACAAAGCCAUUGUUUUCACUGGAUAUAUAAAGCCUGAAAUGAUAAAUUUCAUAAUGUUAUUUUUAUUGGUUAUAUUUAAAUAUUUCUAAAUGUAAAUGCUAUUUAACAAUCAGAGCCAAACUAGAUGGUGAGUUGAAAUUUUAAAUUUCAUUUAGAAAGGGAUUUUUGUUAGAAUUUAUUAUGAAUUACUUCCCUAAAUCCAGUAUGAUCUAAUACAGUAUUAUAGUAGGAGGGAGAUUAAAGGUACACAUAUAUUAUACAGAUUUCUAUAAUCAUUCUACCAUAAAAAUCAACUAAUACUGCUUUGUUUCAAUUGUAGAAUAAACUAAAUGAAACACAUUUUGACGAUA